Molecule: messenger RNA, 4505 nt
Organism: Arvicola amphibius (Eurasian water vole)
Lineage: Eukaryota; Metazoa; Chordata; Mammalia; Rodentia; Cricetidae
Gene: Chrna9
Product: cholinergic receptor nicotinic alpha 9 subunit
Exons: 5
Coding region: 688-2127 (479 amino acids)
Biological process (GO): nervous system process; monoatomic ion transmembrane transport; signal transduction
Cellular component (GO): neuron projection; postsynaptic membrane; synapse
Molecular function (GO): acetylcholine-gated monoatomic cation-selective channel activity; transmembrane signaling receptor activity
Source: RefSeq, a predicted model, not a curated record
GUUAGUCACUGCACCCAGGUGUCUGACUCCAGCUCGAUUAAGAGACAGUGCAGCUCUUUUGGGGCCAGGUUUCCUCUCCCAUUCAGCAGACCCUGUCGCACGUAUGCUCUUACCCAUUUUCUCUGUAAGAUCUGUGCCCAGUGGGACAGUGGAAGAAGGGACCAGAAACAGGAAGGGAAGAAACUCUAACAUCUACUUGUUCUAGAGACCAAGCAGCUGCGUCUCCUCCCCCUUCAGGUGCUGCUAGAAGGCAGGGGUAGCCUCUGGAUGUCAGCUCUGUGUCUGUUGUCACUCAGUGUCCCUUAGACUCUGCACCCAAACUGAAUCCACUGUGGCAGGUGUAGCAAGCCCCCAUUUUGCUAACAUGGGGUCUCUAGGCGUCAAAUGUGCCCUUGGUUCCUGCUUCUACCUUUUCUUCUUUGGUCUGGAUGGAGAGUAGCUAUGCGCUAAGAGGGUGCUGUGCCCCAAGAGCAGCACUGCCUAACCCCACCCCACCCCCAGCUCCUGGCAUCACAGCUACCAGAGCUGCAGUCUCAGCUUACAUGGCGGGGAGGGGGCAGGGGCAGGCAGUCUCCAUCUCUUAUGUGACUGUGGCCGUGAGGGCGUUUUGCCUUCCAUCUAUGCCCUUCAUAGAUGGAACUGGAAGUCCUCGUUAUCUAACUGGGGCAUUCUAGAGGUUGGAAAAAGAUGAACCGGCCCCAUUCCUACCUCUCCUUUUGCUGGAUGUAUUUCGCUGCUUCUGGACUCCGAGCUGUAGAAGCAGCAGAUGGAAAAUAUGCUCAGAAACUGUUUAAUGAUCUUUUUGAAGAUUACUCCAAUGCGCUGCGUCCAGUAGAAGAUACGGACACGGUCCUGAAUGUCACACUGCAGAUCACGCUUUCUCAGAUCAAGGAUAUGGACGAGAGAAAUCAGAUUCUGACCGCCUAUCUGUGGAUCCGCCAAACAUGGCAUGAUGCAUACCUCACAUGGGAUCGAGAUCAGUAUGAUGGGCUAGACUCCAUCAGGAUCCCCAGUGACCUUGUGUGGAGACCGGACAUUGUCUUGUACAACAAGGCUGACGAUGAGUCUUCAGAACCCGUGAACACCAAUGUGGUCCUGCGGUACGAUGGCCUCAUCACCUGGGAUUCACCAGCCAUCACCAAAAGCUCCUGCGUGGUCGAUGUCACCUACUUCCCCUUUGACAGCCAGCAGUGUAACCUGACCUUUGGUUCCUGGACCUACAACGGCAACCAGGUGGACAUAUUCAAUGCCCUGGACAGCGGUGACCUCUCUGACUUCAUUGAGGAUGUGGAAUGGGAGGUCCACGGCAUGCCUGCUGUGAAGAACGUCAUCUCCUAUGGCUGCUGCUCAGAGCCGUACCCAGACGUGACCUUCACCCUGCUCCUGAAGAGGAGGUCCUCCUUCUACAUCGUCAACCUCCUCAUCCCCUGUGUCCUCAUCUCAUUCCUCGCUCCCUUGAGCUUUUAUCUCCCAGCAGCCUCGGGGGAGAAGGUGUCCCUGGGAGUGACCAUCCUCUUGGCCAUGACUGUGUUUCAGCUAAUGGUGGCAGAGAUCAUGCCAGCCUCAGAAAACGUGCCUCUGAUAGGUAAAUACUACAUUGCCACCAUGGCCCUGAUCACGGCCUCCACGGCCCUUACCAUCAUGGUGAUGAACAUCCACUUCUGCGGGGCGGAGGCCCGGCCAGUGCCACGUUGGGCCAAGGUGGUCAUCCUGAAACACAUGUCCAGGAUCCUGUUUGUCUAUGAUGUGGGUGAGAGCUGCCUCAGCCCCCACCACAGCCAGGAGGCAGAACCACUCGCAAAGGUGUACAGCACACUCCCAGGGGCCAGCCUGCAAACAUCCGGAAACAAAGACCUUUCCAGAAAGAAGGAAAUGAACAAACUCUUAAAGAACGACCUGGGGUGCCAGGGCGGGAGCCCCCAGAAUACGGACGGUUCCUGUGCACGUUAUGAGGUGCUGACUAGAAACAUUGAGUACAUCGCCAAGUGCCUCAGAGAUCACAAAGCCACCAACUCCAAGGGCAGUGAGUGGAAGAAAGUCGCCAAAGUCAUAGACCGGUUUUUCAUGUGGGUUUUUUUUGUUAUGGUGUUUGUCAUGACCAUUUUAAUCAUAGCAAGGGCAGAUUAGCAGAAAAGAGAAGGAGUGGGCUGGUGGGCAUUGGAUAUUUGCGGGAAAAAAAUCGGUAAAAUGCCCCUGUGACCUGUUCCAAUGUUUGAGUCCGGUUGCUGUUCACAUACAACUUAGGAGAUAUGUUGUGUGUGCUUUUAUUUUUAACUUCAAUCAAUAGCAUAGUUUUGUGUCAGGUUAAAUUAGGCAGGAGAUCCAAACUGUCCAGGGGAAGGGGAUGAAGGAAGUGAAGAUGGACCCUUUUCAUAGCCUCCCAUAAUAGUGAGUGGCAGGCCUCAAAUUUACAUAAUUCUCUAUCUCUUUAUCAACAAAACAGUAUAUUUAUGCAUAAAAUUUAAAGCAAAAAAAGGCAAAAACAUGUUAAUUUUCUCCUAGUCUUUAAAAAAAGAUUUUUUUUUUUGCAAAAAGAAAAGAUUCAUGUAAAUUCAGUCUCAUAGAUGCCUUGGGGUACCUUAUUCGGAUGGGGUGUAUUAUAACCCGGGUCUCAAAUGGCAAAUUAAAGAUUUUGUCCUGGCUAGCUUAUAGUGACUAUACCACACCUGUAAUCCUAGCACUGGAGAGGCAGAGGCAGGGGGACCACCACAAGUGUAAGGCCAGCCUAGUCUAUGAUGCUCUAUAAUAAGAUCCUAUCUAAAAUAGAUAGAUAAAUAAAACAAACACAGCAAUAACAACAGCAAGGUUUUUGUCUCACCAAAAGUCUAGUGUCAGAUAUUAAAGGGAAAGAGUUUUAUUCAUAAUAGUGAUGCCAUGAGUGUUUGCUAUUUUGUACCCUAAAGAUAAGGCCUUUGCUAUAUCAAGUCUUUAAUUAAAAUAAGAUAGAUGAGGUUGUGCUUGUAUUAAGUCUUUGAUAAAACUAAGGAAUCAGCAGUUUGAGCUUCCUCAUUAAUUCACUUCCUUAAGCACAGUCUGUCCGCAUCCCUCCCAUCCCCCACCCCACCUCCUGCACAUAAUAAAGGUAUGACUUACAUUUGCAUGGGUGUCAAAGCAAAGAUGUGCAAUUCCUUGGCCAGUUCUGUUGGUGACAAUCUUAUGACCUAGGCAGGUAGGCGUUGGCUCUUCCUUCUCAGGAGAAGAAGCUGGGGUGGGGGUUUAGGAAGGCCAUUGUUAGUGUUUGCCCAUCUGAAUGACACCCGACCUAAAGUUCCACUCUCAAUACUACGGGUUCAAGUUGGACCAUGCCUGCUAAGGUUGUGACAGAUUGUAGAGAAAUAAGAGAGUGAAAUAUUCUUAUUCUUUGAUUUUUUUAUUUGUUUAGUUUUCGUUUAAUGUUUCUGGGACAGGGUCCUGUGUAAUCCAAGCUAGUCUCAAACUUACUUUGUAGUCAGUGUUGACUGUGAACACUGCCUCCACCUCAUAAGUGCUAAGAUUGUAGGUGUGUGCCACCAGGCCUAGUUUCUCAUUCUUAAUUCUAGACUUUCUGCUUUAUUUCACUUUCCUUAAAAACAAUAAACAAAACAAAACUACUUUUAAAACUUCUGCUUUAAAAACAAAAACCAAAAAGUCCACAAAAAAACCCAACCAACCAACCAAACAAACAAAAACCUCAGUCUUGGCAACAAGCAUCUUUACCUACUGAGCCAUCACACUGGCCCCCCAGUUUACUUUCUAUGGAUCUCAGCUGCUUCUCUACUUUUAAUCAAAUGUGUCUUCAAACAUGGCCAUGCCCUAUUCCUCAGAAUCUGCCAACGUAUUAAGUUACCUGGCAAUAGGGAAUCGCGACCACUAAUUGAACAGCCCCAGAACAGACUUUUCUUGGGCUAUCCAGAUGGGCCCAGUAUAAUCAUAGGAUUCUUGUAAAUGGAAGAGGAGGCAAAAGAGGAAGAACCAAGGUGAUGGCAUCUAAGAAGGGCUCAGGCAAGGCCACACAUCUUGAGAACUGGGAACUCUGGGCCUACAAUGUCCAGCAUCUACUAGCUUGAAAAGCCAUAGGCACAGGUUGUCUGACCUGUUGAGCGUUGGCGUAAGCACACCAAGGCCACUUCACUCUUCAGCCCCUCCACAGCUCUAAGGUGAGCAGACAUAUAUGUUUGUGGCAAUUUAGUAAGGUAGGUACAGAAAACCAAUGCCCUAGCCAGCAUGAGCUACCUAUGUUCUGUGCUUUAGAGAUGUUCAAAUGGGUUUUCUCAAGGUUCAUUUGUUAGUGUCUUGGCUUCCAGGGUGGUGAUAUUGGGAGUCGAUGGGACCUUUAUAAGAGGGGACCUAGCGGGAGGUUCUUAAGUCAGUUGAGGGCAAUACCGUGAAAGGAAUUGUGGGGCCUCUGUCUCUUCAGCCUCCUGUUUGGAGAUGUGUUUUCUUGGUGGCCCACAUGCUCUCUCCACUGCAUCUGCCAUGAGGUGAUGUAGCCAGAGGGACCCUCACCAGAACCUGGGAUGUGAGGA